Besnoitia besnoiti is the source of this 1122-nucleotide messenger RNA. Its product is annotated as ribosome recycling factor protein. Gene Ontology annotation, molecular function: ribosomal large subunit binding. Gene Ontology annotation, cellular component: mitochondrion. Lineage: Eukaryota; Apicomplexa; Conoidasida; Eucoccidiorida; Sarcocystidae. The record is from RefSeq and is a predicted model, not a curated record. Gene Ontology annotation, biological process: translation. Bases 1 to 1122 code for a protein of 373 amino acids. The transcript has 5 exons.
AUGUCUCCCACUGUGCCGCGCCUUCCUGCUUUACCUUCUCUCUCUGCGUCGUCUCCUCUGGAGUCUGCAGCUGCGCUGCGCCGCCGCGAGGCCUCUUCGCGCGCUGCGACGGGUUCGCCGUCACCCGCUCCUUCCUACACGUCUUCGUCUCUUGAUCGCUGGCCUCUGGAGUAUUCGUUUCCGUCCUGUUUCUAUCCUGGCUGCUGUGCGUCAUUCUCCUCGCCCUUCUCUGCGGUGAGCGGCACGGAAGGGUCGCUGCAGCCGCUAGCGACUCAGGUUCCUUGGCUGAGCGACUCGCGGCGAGAGAUGGCCGGCGGAAAGAAGAAGAAGGGCGGCAAGGAUGACGGGAGACAGGAAGACAAGCGCAUGCGCAAAGUCCUAAAAAUUAUCGGCGGCGACGCAGAGAGAGAGGACGACGCGCCUGCGCGCGCUCCGCGCGGCGUGGGCGGCAGGGCGAAGGGGCUAGAGCGCGCCAAGGCUCGCGGCUUCGCGAGAGAAGAAGAAGAUGAAGAAGAAGACAACAGGGAGCAUCCUGCGAGUCGCGGAGGACGCGACGCUCACGUAGAUACCUUCGAUGUGAAGCAGUACGAAGAGGAGAUGAAGCACGCCAUCGAGAAAAUGCUCACGGAUCUCACCGCCUUGCUCGUGCAAAGAGAGCGCGCGGAGCACUUUGAAAAAAUCCUCAUCUCCACCGGCGGGGAGAAGAAGCCUCUCUCAGACCUCGCGCAGGUCGUCGUGCGAGGCGCGUCGACCGUCCACGUCCACGUGUUCAGCGAAGGCAACUUGUCGAAGGUUAUGUCGGCUCUGCGCGUGGCAGAUGCCAAGUGGAUGAUUCAGCAGGAAGGUAACUCGGGGAUUAAGCUGCAGCUUCCCAAGAUGACGCCGGAAAUGCGCGAGGAGCUCAAGACGAAGGCGCGAGUCUUCCUCGUUACCGCCAAGAGUGCAGUUCGGAAUCUGCGGCAGGCCGGGCGAAGUCAGCUGCAUAAGCUGCAGUUCAAAACUCGAAGCAUCGACGACGUGAAGCGGCGCGAGCUCGACGCCACGCUUACGUCACUCAUGGAGAACUACGUGACCAAGUGCGACAAAGUUUUCAACGAUAAAAUCCAACAAACGCUGGUCUAG